UUCAGAAGAAAUAUAAAAUGGACACGGUGCUGAACCAUUCCAUCUAAAAAGCCCCCCUGCCCUUUUCACCAGCAAACGAAGGAGUCAUGAAUGUUAGUGAACAAGAACAGGACAUCGUCAUCGUCGGCGGUGGUAUUUGUGGCUUGGCCACCGCCCUUGCUCUUCGCAGGAAAGGAAUAAAGAGCAUGGUGUUAGAGAGAUCGGAAACGCUGCGAGCCGCCGGCGUUGGCAUCAUUAUGCAACCGAAUGGGUGGCGUGCACUUGAUCAGUUGGGUGUUGCCGCCAAGCUUCGGCAAACUUGCACUGAAAUUCCAUCGGGAGUAUUUAUAUCAGUUGCUGAGGGCAAGUACCGUGAAUCAGAAUUACCUCUUGGGAAAGGGGAAUUACGUUGUUUGAAACGGAUGGAGCUGAUGAAGGCACUAACGGAGGAAUUGCCGGUGGAGAGUGUGUAUUUGGGAUGCCGAGCGGUCUCCAUCGUACUUGACCCUCUUACUUCCAAUCCCCUUCUUCAACUCCACGAUGGCACUCUCAUUAAAGCCAAGAUUGUAAUUGGAUGCGACGGGGUGAACUCCAUAAUUUCAAAAUUUGUAGGCGUAAAUUCCCCAAAGCUUUUCUCUCGAUGUGCGACCAGAGGUUUCACGUAUUAUGAAGGUGCUCAUAGUUUUGGUGAUAAGUUUCGUUUUUAUAGCUCCAAUGAUGUUACUUUGGGACAGCUUCCCGUAACUGAUAAGCUUGUGUAUUGGUUUUUGACUCGAGUCUUAACAUCUCAAGAUUUGAGUGAUGCAAAGAAGGAUCCAACCUACAUAACAAAAGCAUCACUAGAAGCAAUAAAGGGUUUCCCUGAAGAAAUAGUGGAGCUGGUAAAGAACACAGAGCCCAAGGCGUUGUACCUGACUGAACUACGGUAUCGGGCGCCAUGGGACCUGGUGCACGCCAAGUUCAGAAAAGGCACGGUGGUUGUGGCAGGAGAUGCAAUGCAUGCGAUGUGCCCUUUCAUCUCACAAGGUGGAGGGGCGUCACUAGAGGACGCAGUGGUGUUGGCAAGAUGCUUGUCUGAGAAACUAAAGCAAGCAAAGGAAGGUGGAGGAAAUAGGUUGGUUGAGGAAGCCCUAGAUGAGUAUGUACGGGAGCGUAGGAUGAGGGUUUUCUGGCUUUCUUUGCAGACAUAUUUCAUGGGACUUGCACAAGACAAUACGUCUAAGGUGAAGAAAGCUUUGGGUAUUGCUGGCCUAAUUCUUGUUUUUGGGGACCAGAGAAGUCAUACUGAUUAUGACUGCGGCCGCCUCUGAUCACUUUCCUAAGACUUAAUAAAUGCAUGCGAUGACAACGUGCAGUUCUUUCCUAAAAUUAAGCUGCUAAAUUCAGUGUAAUAAUGUCCCCAUCGCCCUUUUCUUUCUUGUGAUGGUGUUAUUUU
Messenger RNA from Gossypium raimondii (Peruvian cotton), 1414 nucleotides. RefSeq names its product monooxygenase 1. Lineage: Eukaryota; Viridiplantae; Streptophyta; Magnoliopsida; Malvales; Malvaceae. Gene Ontology annotation, molecular function: FAD binding. Bases 87 to 1289 code for a protein of 400 amino acids. The transcript has 7 exons. The record is from RefSeq and is a predicted model, not a curated record.